This is a messenger RNA of Schistosoma mattheei, 1782 nucleotides long. Lineage: Eukaryota; Metazoa; Platyhelminthes; Trematoda; Strigeidida; Schistosomatidae. The record is from the annotation of a GenBank genome assembly.
AUGUCUUUUCAUAAGUUGUGGAGGAAAGCACAAGACAAUCCGACUGAAUUUUCAGUUUGGAUCAGCCUUUUGGACCUCGUUGAAAAACAGCAAAAUAUUGAGUAUGCUAGACAAGCCUUUGAUGCUUUUUUCAAACGUUUCCCAUAUUGCUAUGGUUAUUGGAAAAAGUUCGCUGAUAUGGAACGCCAUAAAGGAAAUAAGGAAAAGUGUUUACAAGUUUACGAAAUGGGAGUUAAGACCAUACCUUUGAGUGUUGACCUCUGGACGGCCUAUUUGGACGCUGCCACUGAAUACUACCAUACUCAUGAUGACUAUGAAACUAAAAUGCGCAGUCUCUAUGAAUCUGCAGUGGAUUCUGCUGGGCUUGAAUUUCGUUCUGAUGCCUUGUGGGAGCACUAUAUCAGCUGGGAAAGUGGACACAAUCGACUAGUUAAUGCUGCGAAUAUAUAUGCUCGUUUAUUAUCAAUCCCAACUCAACUUUACUUUCAAAAUUGGGACAGUUUCAAUAAAUUAGUAGAGGAAAAUCGUCCUGAGGAUAUACUGUCUAAAAAUGAGUUUGCAAGUAUGGUGUCACAAAUUUCAGCGGCUACUGGCAAGCCUAUCUCGCUUGAACAAUCAACAGGAGACAUUAGUGAUGAGUUGGAACCACCAAUUUUAGGAUCUACAAAGCCAGUGAUCGAAAUAACAGAUUCUGUCAGGGCGUCUGUACGACAAAUGAUAAUUGAUUCCCGUGAACAAAUUUAUCGGGCAACUUAUAUGCAGAUUAUGCGGCGGUGGUAUUUUGAAGAAAAGAUCCGACGUCCAUAUUUCCAUGUGAAACCUCUUGAAGAAGUGCAAUUAAAUAACUGGGCUGAAUAUUUAAGUUUUGAAGAAGCAGAAGCUGAAACUGUAAUUUCACAUAUAAGAGAACAAAUAAAAGUGACUAAUCAGUUAUCUGAUGAUAAAUUAGAAGAAGCUGUUCUUGAAUAUCCUGAAGUAAAACUUGCUAAACGUCGUGUUCGUGUCCUUUAUGAGCGUUGUCUUGUUGCUUGUGCUCUAUAUGAACACUUUUGGAUACGUUAUGCAAAAUAUUUAGAGUAUACCGAAGGAGAUAUACCUGCUGCACGUGAAGUAUGGCGACGUGCUUGUAUCACUCAUUUACCAUACAAGCCAACAAUUCAUUGGCAUUGGGGUUGUUUCGAGGAUAGAUAUCCUGCAUGUUUAGAUAAUCCUCAAAAAUUCGAAGUCCUUACUUGUCUCGAUAUUUUGACAGACUUAGAGAAACGCUUAACAGAUAGUGCUCUUGUAUGUUGUAGACGAGCAGAUGCUUUAAGAAGAGCAGGGAAACCACUGUUCGAUAUUAUCGCUUGUUUGCGCAACGGUAUCAAUCGGCUUCGUUAUCUAGUUCAGGAGCAAAAUAAAGUAGCACAAUGUGUUUCUGGAGCUACUGCUUCUCGCACUGUAGCACAAGCUAUUGCUACUGCAGCACAAGCUCGCGCAGGAGCGGGUGUUCUUGCUGGUCGUCUUGCUCGAUUGUUUCAUCGCAACGAAUCACUAGCCCCAGACGGAAUACCUGUAUGGAUGUUGUUGCUCAGUACGAAAUAUGAAGAGGAAGAGGAUGAAUCGAUGAUAAUUGACCUACCUAAAAUCGAAGAAACUAAUCUCAAAGAAAAAAUUGUGGGAGCAGAAAGUAAUGAUAACCUCACUGAGAAAUCAGAUGAAGCUUCCAAAUCUCCUGGGGCUACAAAAGUCGAUGAAGAAAAUAUUACAGAUGAAGCAAAAGAAAUCAAUACCUCUAACUAG